GGCGCCGCCGUGCCCGCGGCGAGCGGCAGUGGCCCGGCUCCGGCUGGCGGCGGCCCUGCCGGGGGACCCUGGCAGGCCGGUUCCGGCUGGCUGGGCCUGGGCCUGAGCGGGGGGGCUCCCCGGGCGGCGGCGAGGCCUCCCGCUGCCCCCGGCUCCCCGCGCCUGGGCCGAGGCGCUCCGCGAGAGCUGCAGGGCCCUGGGACAGGCUUUCGGGCCGUCCCCGGGCCCCGUCCCCGUGCUGCCCGCGGCCUUCGCCGGCCUCUCCCCGGCGUCGCUUUGACGGUCUCCGCCUCGGCGCUCCGCCCCGAGGGUUGGGCGGCAGCGGCCGCUGCUGCUCAGUCUGGCUGGGGCGAGCCUGGGGUGGUCGGUGCCGGCGGCGGCCCCGCUUACGGCGAGCUGCCAGGAUGAAGAAUUUAAAUGGCUUCUGCAGGAAGAGGUCCAUGCUGUUUUGAAACAGCUGCAAGAUAUUUUGAAGGAGGCCUCUCACCGGUUCACCCUGCCCACCGGUGGCUCGGGAGGAGCUGUCAAGCAGGAGAACUUUGUGCUGAGCACAUCAGGCACAGACCAGGUGAAAGGUGUGUUGACACUGCAGGGAGAUGCCCUGUGUCAAGCUCAACUGUUGACAUUUGUCAAGAUCCAGCAUCUACCCCCACCCCCACCGUGGAUGUGAAUCUGAAAAUGCCCAGAAAUAAUCAGCUUCUGCACUUUGCAUUUCGGGAAGACAAGCAGUGGAAGCUGCAGCAGAUCCAGGAUGCUAGAAACCAUGUUAACCAAGCCAUUUACCUGCUUAUGAACAGAGACGUAAACUACCAGUUCAAAACAGGCUCGGAGGUCCUCAAGCUUAUGGAUGCUGUGAUGUUACAGCUCUCAAGAGCCCGAAAUCGACUUACCACUCCAGCCACUCUGACUCUACCAGAGAUUGCCUCCAGUGGUCUUACAAAAAUGUUCACCCCUGCUCUGCCUCCGGACAUCCUUGUGAAUUUCUAUAUAAACCUGAAUAAGCUGUGCCUGACUGUCUACCAACUCCAUGUGCUCCAGCCCAGCACAACCAAGAACUUCAAGCCUGCUGGAGGGUCCAUUUUACACAACCCUGGAGCCAUGUUUGAGUUUGGCAACCAGCGGUAUGAAGUCAGCCAUGUCCAUAAAGUGGAAUGUGUUGUCCCAUGGUUAAAUGAUGCCCUUGUCUUCUUCACAGUUUCACUGCAGCUUUGCCAGCAACUGAAGGACAAGAUCUCUGUUUUCUCCAGUUACUGGAACUACAGGCCAUAUUAAUUCUCCGUGGAGUGUUCCAAGCCCUGACAGUACUUCCAGUGUCUCUUUUUGGUUUCGACAUGCCAGCUGAGUCCAGGUCAGCCUGAGGAAUGCAGGGGUUCGCUACCAUGUGGCCCUCCACAGGGGGUAGGGUCAGUGUAUCGAGAGACACAACUUGAAGUAGCCUUGUCUGGGACUGCUGCGUAAGCAGGGCACCAGGCAGUGCUGUGUGCUUGGCAAGAGCUUCUACCUGUCUUUGUUCUCACGUGCGUUCUGUGGCUUAUGCUUUCCAAACCUCUGAUGAAUUACACUAGGCCAUUACAAGGUACGGGGAGCUGUGGACUGCUCUCACUAACUGUAUUUGCACACAGUGCUGUAACUAACUGCUGGACUGUGAGCUGGAUGGGAAGGGAUGAAGACAGACUAAUUGAACACACCACAAAAAGUGUAGGGCAUGUUGCUCAGUGUAGUGAAAUACGUUGCUGUGAUCUGGUCCAGCUGUGGUUAUGACUAGCCCUGAGCCUCUCCCUCUCCUAGCUGUUCUGUCCAUGCCCAUGUUGUUGGUUCCCCUUUGGGGAAUAUUCUUAUUUGCUGCUGUUUGAACUUUUUUUUUUUCUUUUCUUUUCUUUUUUUCUUUCUCCCCCUCCCCUGGCAUCAAUGUGAUUAUAGUUUGGUUUUUUGAUUUUUUUUUUUUUUUUUUUUUUCCUAAGCCCUGGUUGGGCCAGUUGGUUUUUUCCAGGUUUAGUAUCUUGUUUUCACUGCCAGCCUUUGGACUUGCCUCGGUACCUUGAGCACAGCUGUGCGGUCUCACAUCCUGUCAUUAAACCCAAAGUGAGUACCAUGUUGUUACUAUGAUUUACUGCCUGCCUAUGGAUGCUACAGUAUGUAACUCAUCCCUCUAGCCAUUGAUAACUGUGAAAUAAAGGUCCUCAGGCCUGCCAUGCUCCUGUGGGCUGUCAGAGCUGAGAAUGAAAGAGUA
Molecule: messenger RNA, 2230 nt
Organism: Falco peregrinus (peregrine falcon)
Lineage: Eukaryota; Metazoa; Chordata; Aves; Falconiformes; Falconidae
Gene: ROGDI
Product: rogdi atypical leucine zipper
Exons: 12
Coding region: 418-1272 (284 amino acids)
Cellular component (GO): RAVE complex
Source: RefSeq, a predicted model, not a curated record